This is a messenger RNA of Merops nubicus (carmine bee-eater), 1070 nucleotides long. It is a transcript of the gene TMCO6, whose product is annotated as transmembrane and coiled-coil domains 6. The record is from RefSeq and is a predicted model, not a curated record. Lineage: Eukaryota; Metazoa; Chordata; Aves; Coraciiformes; Meropidae. The annotation marks the transcript as partial. The transcript has 10 exons.
AAGGCCCGGCGGCAGGAGCAGCUGGUCAGCAAGCGCCUUCUGCGGGAGGACAGCGCUGCGGAGGAUGGACGGGAUGGAGCGGAGACCGUGCCCGACCCGCUCUCGGAGGAUGAGGUCCUUGAGCUGCUCAGAGGCCUGCAGAGAGGUUCAGAUGACAGGAAGAGAUCACUCAGCCGCCUCUGCUGGGCUCUGCAGAACAAGGAGACUCAGCAGAACUUUGUCAGGCUGGGCGGCAGCAUCCGGACACUCAUUGGGCUCUUCACCAGCAACCUGGCUGACAUGCAGAUGGAGGCAGCCCGCUGUCUCCACGAGCUCUCCCACUCCAGUGACCCUGCUGUGGCUGAGGCAUGUCUGCCCGUGACCUCCUAUCUUCUCACCUACCUCUCAGGACACAGCAUUGAGUUCACGGAGCUGUGUUUGUACACGCUGGGGAACCUGGUAGUAGAAAGCGAAGCUGUGAGGAAGCGGCUUCUGCCUCAGGGCAUCAUUCCAGUGCUGGCAUCCUGCAUCCAGUCCCCGCACGAGGCUGUGCUGGAAGGUCUGGGCUACGUCCUCUCGCAGCUCCUCCAAGCCAAGGAGGCCCCCACAGAGAUCGUACCCUUGGUCCUGGACUCUGCUCUCCCCCAGCACAUGCUCCGACUGGUUUGCUCAGGCUCGUCUGGGGUGGGAGCAGCUGUGGAGUUUGCAUGGUGUCUCCACUACCUCGUUUCGCUGCUUUCGCUGGGCGCCUUGCCCUCCCUGGCCUCGCUCCUGCUCCGCCUGGCCUCCGAAGCCCCCCCGGAUGCUGCUGAGGGCCUGGAGCUGUGCGAGGGCCAGGUCCGGGAUGAGCGCCUGCUCGCCGCCCUGUUCCUCAUCCUGCAGCACUUCCUCCAGCUCCCGUUCAUCGUCCACGAGAGUCUCUGGCUGCUGAACAACCUCACGGCAGCUGAGCCCUUCUUCUGCUCCGCUCUGCUCUCCCUGGACUUGCUGCCGGCCCUGCUGCAGCUCCUGCCCUGUUCCCAGACGGCCGGGGUGUUGGUCCUGACAGUUCUGUGCAACGUGGCGGCACAGGGCCCGGCCUCCUGCCAGCG